Molecule: messenger RNA, 597 nt
Organism: Stegodyphus dumicola
Lineage: Eukaryota; Metazoa; Arthropoda; Arachnida; Araneae; Eresidae
Product: secreted RxLR effector protein 161-like
Source: RefSeq, a predicted model, not a curated record
AUGAAAAAUGUUCCAUUUAUAAAUCUGAUCGGAUUGCUAAUGUACCUUUCAGUAGCUACUAGGCCAGAUAUCACAUACGAUGUGAAUUUCUCAAGUCAAUUUAACAAUCCUGGAAAAGAACAUUGGCAUGCUGCGAAAAGAAUAAUUCGAUAUCUAAAGGGAACACAAGAUCAAGGACUAAUUUAUACGAAAACAGGAAAACCACUCAUCGCCUUUGUGGAUGCAGAUUGGACGUCAAAUGUCAAUGAUAGAAAAUCAUACACCGGUUUUGUUUAUAUAUUAAGUGGUUCAGCCAUAACUUGGGAAUCACGAAAACAACGCAGUGUAGCUCUAUCUUCAACGGAGGCGGAAUACUCGUAUAUGGCUUUGUCUGAGGCCGCCAAAGAAACCGUCUACCUACGUCGUUUCCUGAAGGAGCUGAGUUACAACAUAGAACACCCAACAACAAUAUACUGCGACAAUCAAGGAGCUCAGAAAAUUACGAAGAACUCAGUGUUUCACUCCCGUACAAAGCACAUAGACAUUCGCCAUCAUUUUGUGCGUGAAGUAUAUGAACGCGGUGAAUUAGAUGUGCAGUACAUACCUACCGGGAGCUGA